This is a messenger RNA of Daldinia loculata, 1509 nucleotides long. RefSeq lists its product as uncharacterized. The record is from RefSeq and is a predicted model, not a curated record. Gene Ontology annotation, biological process: transcription by RNA polymerase II. The coding region runs from base 401 to 1093 and encodes 230 amino acids. Gene Ontology annotation, cellular component: nucleus. Gene Ontology annotation, molecular function: transcription coactivator activity. The transcript has 3 exons. NCBI's taxonomy places the organism in Eukaryota, Fungi, Ascomycota, Sordariomycetes, Xylariales, Hypoxylaceae.
CUCUAUUCAGCCUCACCAAUCCUCGAAUUUGGAACCAACAGAAUGAAAGUAGAAAAAGCCAUGGAUGAUAGCUUUGCAAGUAAUAAGUCUAUCUUAGCUAGAGUGUGCCGUCGACUUUUACUGUAUCAAUCGGCAAUUAGUUCAACGUCCUUAUAAGCUUCUAAGUACCGAUUCUAAAUUAAAAAUAUAAUUAUUUGCAUAGGCUAGACAUAGCUUCUAAGCGUGUAUAUCCACAAUAUUAUACUCGCAUUAGGCAUAUAACGCCUUGCAUGAUGUCAAUCCGCAGCCCCGCUAGGUACUACAUACAUAGCCUUGUCUGCUUGUCUGUCCCAUCUCUGUGGGGAGACCCAUAAUACUGAAGCAAGCAAAUAUAUAAUUACCACUCUUAUUAUUUCAACCCAUGGCUGGGAAAAAAGGAGGCGACGGUAGCAAGAAGGCCGCCGGCCAAGCCCGAAAAGCUGAGACCGCUGCUAACAAGGCUGCCGCAGAGAACGCGAAGAAGGCCGCGGAAGAGGCCGCCGAUUGGGACAGGGGUGCUAAAAAUAAUUCCAAGAAAGAGGCGCAGGAAGCAAAGAAGGCAGAGCAAGCCCGGAAAAAGGCCGAAAAGGAAGCUCUUGCUGCCGAAGAGGAAAAGAGUCUACCAACUCGCCCUGGACCUAAGAAUUCCAAGACGGCCGUUAAGAAAACAAAUCAAGGUCUCAACCUGUCUCAGCUUGAUUCUCAGCUUGAUGAUGAUAAAAAGCUUCCGGCGAUGGAGGGGUCGGGAAUGGAUAUCGCCCUAGAAAUCCUAGAUGCGGUUGUGCCGGGUGGACAUAGAAUGAACGUUGAGAGGCACGCCGAUAGAAGGGUUAAGGCUGCAUAUGCAGCGUUCCGGGAAAGACGACAGAGAGAGAUGAAGGAAGACGGAACUGGCAAAGGGUUGAAUAUGUAUACAAGGGAUGAAAUGAUCAAGAAGGAAUGGAAAACUAGCCCGGAAAAUCCAAUCCAUGACCCCCGGAAUGUUAAGUACAACGCGAAGAAGGACGAGAUCAAGGCAACGAAGCAAGAGGAAAUGGACCGAAUCGAAGCUCUAUACGGCGAGGACUCUAAGUAGGGAUUAGGGACCUUAUGGGUUGAAAGGAUAUUGGCCAUCUCAUCUUUCUGAAGAGUUUUUUGUCCCUCGGGGUAUGGCUUGGGGCAAACUCGUCCAAACCGGAGAACAAAGCCACAUGCAAGUAGGUUGGCAUAUACAUGGAUUGUGUACUUCAUAAUAGACGUGUACUUAUUAUGUAUGGUUUAUGGUUGACUUUGCAGGAUUGACUAUGUCAACGAAAUUUACAGGAUAUUCAUAUUCUAGCGUCUUCACCUCGCUAAUUGAAACAUUGACCUCUCCACUGGCGGAUAGUGCGUUAGCAUGCAUAAGUCUAGUGAAUACACCGAUUCGUAAAACCCACUCCAAUCCAAAACAUCUCGUGAUGAUCACCUAAGCAGUUAUUACAGCUUAAGGACUAUGUAUAUAUACGCUGUGAG